AUGGACACAGCCGACACCCGCGGAACACUGCGCUUUGUCGUCUUGGUGUGCUGGCGUGGUGUUUUGCGUCAGGGUCCUGUCGAGGAGGUCACGUCUCCGAGCGACAUCACUGCGAUGGCUCUGUACGAUUUUGCGGCUUCCCAAGACGACGAGCUGUCGUUCAAAGCUGGCGAUGAGAUCUGCGACAUCAACAAAUUCGACGAGGCAUGGUGGUCCGGUCGCAUUGGUAACCGGGUUGGCAUCUUCCCCGCCAAUUAUGUUUCCGAAAACUAG
This is a messenger RNA of Mesocestoides corti, 273 nucleotides long. NCBI's taxonomy places the organism in Eukaryota, Metazoa, Platyhelminthes, Cestoda, Cyclophyllidea, Mesocestoididae. The record is from the annotation of a GenBank genome assembly.